ACGGGCUCCAAACAAAUAAGUUUUUAGCGCACAACUCGACUGAGGACUGUUCCGAGCUUUCGGGUGUUGUAGUAGUUACAUUGGUACGCGCAGUGUGCGGCAGAUUCCUAAAUUUUCGUACGACUUUCAAAACUAGUCCGUAACGUUAUCGCAAACCAGACGCAGAAUGUGUGCAAUAUUUUUCGCGAAAAUGUAAAAGGAAGAAAACGUGAACUUUUUUAUAAAUAAUAUACCUGACAAGAAGUCUUCGUAACAUCGUCCUGUUUUACCGAAAAAUAAAACUUUAAAUACGUAGAGAUAUUUAUCAACCAAAAGGCUUACUUAAUUUAAAUUUAAGUACAGUAGCAGCUUUAUUAGAUAGGAGAAGUGUCGCUGGUGUGUUAAAGUGUUGAAGAAUUGAAGACAUUUUAUUAUAUUCUCUAUUCUGUAGAUAAACAAGUUCGUACAUAUUUAUCUUCUGCGUCACAGUUCGACUAGUUCUGUUGUCCGGUUGUGUAAUAUAAAAGUUGUUUUUUAAAUCGGCCGGAAAAAAAAACGAUACAAUAUUCCUACUCACUCGGUUUUACGUAUAAUUAGUACGCGGAGUAGAGAUGUAUUUUAUCAGUGUUUUGUUGGUUUUUUUCGGUGUGGCCUAGCCGCAGUUGUUUGCCGUUAGAAAUAGUUACAAUAUCGGGUGCCCCUACACAUGGUGAUCCACAACGAAUCUUGAAAGUGCAAGCUGGCCAUGCGCCUCGGCCCGGCCCUGCUGGUGGCGCUGCUACUUCCUCUCAUAGCCAGGGCCGUACUUUCGAACACUUCAUUGAAAAAUGAAUCGGCACCGUCGUCAGAAUUCGGAGCGCCUUCAGGAUUUAACACAAUUUCCUCACAUAGCGCACCGAAAUCAUCAAGUGGAUUUUCAAAAACUCCUAAUCCAGUCAAUUCCAUACCCUUUACGGACAAACAAAAUGUCCUUCACAUUCGAGGAGGCAACGUCACCAGUAAUUGGUCAAAAUCAUUCGACGAUGACGGUUUGGACAUUAGGUACCAAAAUGUAUCUAACAAUACAAAUAAACCAAGCCUUACCGUGGAAAGCCUUAAGGUUGCGCCCUUAUACAAGAAAAAGAAUAUUACUGUAGGUUACUUAACAGCUGCAAAAGGUGACUUGAAGGAAAGGCAGGGCUUGCUUAUCUCGGGCGCAUUCACCAUGGCCCUUGAAGAAAUUAACAACGAUCCAAACCUUUUACCAAACGUGACCCUCGUUUAUCGUUGGUAUGACACAAGGGGAGACACUGUUCUAGCAACCAGAGCUAUGACUGACAUGAUCUGUGAUGGGGUGACGGCUUUUUUUGGACCUGAGGGUUCCUGUCAUGUUGAAGCCAUUGUAGCACAGUCUCGAAAUAUACCUAUGAUAAGCUAUAAAUGUUCUGACCAUACAGCGUCAAGUGUUCCGACUUUUGCUAGAACUGAACCUCCCAAUACCCAAGUUACAAAAUCUGUGAUAGCCUUACUAAGUUAUUAUGGUUGGCAAAAAUUUUCCAUUAUUUAUGAUCAAGCUUGGGAAACGGUUGCAGAGUCACUUGUAGAUCAAGCUGUAAAAAAGAAUAUGACGAUAAAUGUUAAGAAAAGUGUAGGUGACAACCACGAAUGCUGUGAGAGAAAGCUUCCAUGUUGUUCCAGUAGCUAUUGGUACCAAUUUAUACAAGAUACAAAAAACAGGACUAGAAUUUACAUUUUCCUAGGGACAUCUAUGGCUUUAAUCGAUCUCAUGAAUACAAUGCAAACAGCUCAACUAUUUGAUAAGGGAGAGUAUAUGGUUAUCUAUGUUGAUAUGAACACAUACUCUUCCAAAGAAGCGCUUAAGUAUCUCUGGAAACCUGAAACGUUUACCAAAUAUAGCAACUGCAUCUCCCACCAAAAAGAUUUUCUAAAGAGAGGCAGAUCCCUUUUGGUGGUCGUUUCCACGCAACCCUCGCAAAAUUUCCAGGAAUUCGCGAAUAGAGUCAACGAAUAUAACAAAAGGGAACCUUUUGGGUUUGACGUGCCCGACAAAUUCGCACUUCGCAAUUAUUCCAAACACGUUUCCAUUUACGCUGCAUAUCUUUAUGAUUCCGUGAAACUGUAUGCAAAAGCUUUACAUAAAUUGCUAAGCGAAGAAAAAAUUUUGAAUGAUUCUAUAAUUGAAGAAAUAGCCAGUAACGGCACUAGAAUUAUACAAACUAUUAUUGAAUCAGGAACAUACCAGAGUAUAACUGGAGCAACGAUGAGACUAGAUAAAAAUGGAGAUUCAGAAGGUAAUUUUUCUGUUUUGGCUUUGAAGAAGGUUCCCGAUAGUCAAUCCCACGUUCGGUCCAAUUUCACCUGUCAUUUUCAGAUGGUACCUGUUGGACAGUUUCAGCAAGGGGAUUUUCCAAAGUACAAAAUAAAUCGGCAAAUAGAUUGGCCAGGCGGUGUAAAGCCGGACGAUGAACCGAGCUGUGGGUUUAAUAACGAAAUGUGUCCUAAAAAUGAUACACAUUUAAAUAGUAUUAUUGCUGCUGGAACUUUGGCCAUCAUGCUGUUUUGUGCGGGAGUCAUAACCAUGAGUAUUUAUCGAAAAUGGAAAAUCGAGCAAGAAAUUGAAGGUUUACUUUGGAAAAUCGACCCCAACGAAAUUCGUGAUUAUUAUGAGCACGACAUAGUACAAUCUCCAAGCAAAGCAAGUCUUUACAGUGCAAGCGCUACGUCCUUUGAGUCACAUGGAGGUGCGCAAGUUUUCGCAACCACUGCUACUUACCGAGGGGUGAUUGUUAGGAUAAAGGAACUAUCAUUUUCCAGGAAAAAAGAUAUUUCUAGAGACGUGAUGAAAGAAAUGCGUUUAUUGAGGGAACUGAGGCACGAUAACAUAAACUCUUUCAUAGGUGCCUGUGUUGAACCGAUGGCUUUGCUACUAGUCACUGAUUAUUGUGCCAAAGGAAGUUUAUAUGAUAUUAUUGAGAAUGAAGAUAUAAAGCUGGAUAAAAUGUUUAUAGCUUCACUAGUCCAUGAUCUCAUCAAAGGCAUGUUAUAUAUACAUAAUUCCAUGUUAAUUUGCCAUGGAAAUCUUAAGUCUUCAAAUUGUGUCGUUACAAGCAGGUGGGUGUUGCAAGUAACAGAUUUUGGAUUAGCUGAAAUGAGAGCCUGUGCAGAAAAUGAUAGUAUUGGAGAACACCAAUAUUACAGAAGUUUAUUUUGGAAAGCCCCUGAAAUACUUAGAAAUCCUCAGGGUUACAUUAGAGGAACACAAAAAGGAGAUGUGUAUGCGUUUGCCAUAAUUCUUUAUGAGAUCAUUGGACGGAAAGGCCCAUUUGGUGCUACAGGUUACGAACCAAAAGAGAUAAUAGAAUUUGUGAAAAAUUCUGGAGAAAACUGCGAUGAACCUUUUAGGCCUAACUUGGACGCUUUGUUGGACACAGAAAUGGGUAGGGAAGAUUACGUUUUACAAUGCGUCAAGGAUUGUUGGGCUGAAAAUCCUGAUAACAGACCAGAUUUUGCCUCUGUUAGGGGUAGACUGAAACGAAUGAAAGACGGGAAGAACAGGAAUAUUAUGGACCAAAUGAUGGAUAUGAUGGAGAAGUAUGCAAACAAUUUAGAAGAUCUCGUCACUGAACGAACCAGACUUUUGGACGAAGAGAAGAAGAAAACUGAAGAUCUUUUGCAUCGUAUGUUACCGAAACCUGUAGCCAAUAGACUUACAAUGGGUUACGGUGUAGAACCGGAAUCGUUUGAUCAAGUGACGAUUUAUUUCAGCGACAUUGUCGGUUUCACAUCGAUGUCCGCAGAAAGUACCCCAUUACAAGUUGUCAAUUUUUUGAACGAUCUUUACACAGUAUUCGAUCGCAUAAUCAAAGGUUACGAUGUUUAUAAAGUGGAAACAAUUGGAGACGCGUACAUGGUCGUUUCGGGACUUCCCCUUCGAAAUGGAGACAAACAUGCUGGAGAAAUUGCAUCAAUGUCUUUGGACCUUUUGAACGCUGUGAGAAACUAUUCGAUAGCACAUCGACCAAAAGAUACUUUGAAGCUUAGAAUAGGAAUUCAUACUGGUCCAGUUGUAGCUGGAGUGGUUGGUUUGACAAUGCCUCGGUAUUGUCUUUUCGGAGACACCGUUAAUACAGCGUCAAGGAUGGAAAGUAACGGAGAGCCUUUAAAAAUACAUAUCAGCGUACAGUGCAAAGAAGCUUUAGAAAAAUUAGGGGGUUAUGUGGUCGAAGAACGGGGACAAGUCUAUAUGAAAGGUAAAGGAGAAGUUCUUACAUACUGGCUUUUAGGAGCAACAGAUAAAGCAAUACAACGACGAGAAGUAGAUAUUGGAGAUCUACCUCCUCUUUUCUGUCGGCCCCGAAAAAGCCCAAAGUUAAAUAAUGAAUCUAGACAAGCUUCUAUAUGUGGCGCUCUCGGUUUUAGUGGAUUUGGAAGUAGAAGACAUUCUAGUGUACCAAGAGGGACGAGUAUUGAUAGCACUUCCACGGUACACAACGCGAGUCCUGUACCUUCGCGUUUUUCGUCCUUUAAAGCCUCGAACCGUUUAGCGUUGCAGGUUCCAGAUAGCGGAUCCCGUUUAACAAUAAAUAGUGCAAUUAGUCAAGCGUUCGAAAACGUGGAACAACUCGGUGGAAGAAGAGGAAUACGUCCGAGGAGAGUUUUGUCGAGUAUAGCGUCGAGUUGUGACGAGCCCGUUAAAAGUCAAGGUUUUUUGAACAAAAUUAGGGAAUCCCGAUCUCUCGAUCCUCUGCCUUUAGUCAAAACAAAACAGAAAGAACUGUCUAGCCAAUUUAUUGAGGCGCUUAGGAGAAGUACAAGGUCGCUCGAAAAUUGUGAUAAGUACGGUGAGGUGCAGAUAAUAGCAAUUCCAGAAGACAGACUUGUUAAUAACAACUUUCCCAACGGUAAUGUACUGAAUCCACAACAACAGGAGGAAGAUUUUUGUCUCAAAGAGGACGUGAAGGAACCCUUGUUGCAAUCGAAUCCAAAUACAACAAUUUUGCACAGGAGGAAAGCCAAUGACGCGGGGAAUGAACAGUUGCAAAAGAAGUGGCGAUCCUUGGAAACUGUACCUGCUAGUGGAGAUCAAAUCUCUGCUGAUAACAACAAGAAGAAACUCCUUCCUAAAAAUUCUAUUAGAACGUGGCUUGCAGGUAUUUUUAAUGGAAACGGCCUAAGAUCGAGUAACGCGUCUUUAGGAAAAGCAGUCAUGCCAGAUUAUAAUAAUCUUCAGGCCGAAAAGGAGAGCAUAGUUUAGUUUCUACAAAUAAUCAAGGUAUAGCUUCCGUUUGAAUUGUGAAUUUCUUCUCUAGCAAUUUUCGUUAAUUUCAUUUUGAGAGAAUUAUUUUGAGGCGAUUUUCAGCAAGUAGUCUGUACAUCACUUUAUAUACGGGUUUUAGAAAUUUAUUUAAUCAAAAAAAAGAGGAACCGGUGAAACGCGUCUUAAAAUAUUUCUUCAAACGAUUUUUGCGAACAUUGCCGAAGCAAGAAAUGAGAGAACUGACGAGGAAGAAAUGGUUGCA
Molecule: messenger RNA, 5498 nt
Organism: Agrilus planipennis (emerald ash borer)
Lineage: Eukaryota; Metazoa; Arthropoda; Insecta; Coleoptera; Buprestidae
Product: receptor-type guanylate cyclase Gyc76C
Exons: 21
Coding region: 725-5233 (1502 amino acids)
Biological process (GO): protein phosphorylation; cGMP biosynthetic process; intracellular signal transduction
Molecular function (GO): guanylate cyclase activity; ATP binding; protein kinase activity
Source: RefSeq, a predicted model, not a curated record